Molecule: messenger RNA, 1671 nt
Organism: Macadamia integrifolia
Lineage: Eukaryota; Viridiplantae; Streptophyta; Magnoliopsida; Proteales; Proteaceae
Product: glucan endo-1,3-beta-glucosidase 9
Exons: 2
Coding region: 93-1550 (485 amino acids)
Biological process (GO): carbohydrate metabolic process
Cellular component (GO): plasma membrane
Molecular function (GO): hydrolase activity, hydrolyzing O-glycosyl compounds
Source: RefSeq, a predicted model, not a curated record
AAAGUGAAAGUGGAAGCUACACGAAUGCAGGUUAAACACCCUACUGUAAAAUUGCAGACAAAGCCAAGCACAGCGAAGCUCAAGCUCGGCAAAUGUUGGUGAAGCUUUGCCUGGUUUGGACACUUUUGACUAUAUUAAGCUCGGCGUUGCAGAUAAUAGCCAUUGGGGUGAACUGGGGAACCUCUGCUUCCCACCCUCUUCCACCUACCAAGGUGGUGGAGCUGCUUAAGUCCAACAACAUCAGUAAAGUGAGACUCUUCGAUGCGGACCCUCUCGUUCUUACGGCUCUCUCGGGCUCUCGGAUCGAUGUCACGAUUGGCAUUCCCAAUUCGAUGCUGAAAAGCUUGAAUUCAUCGAAGAAGGUGGCGCAGAGUUGGGUGCACGAUAAUGUCACUCGCUUUUCUACUAAUGGUGGAGGAGUUCAAAUCGAGUACAUUGCUGUUGGAGAUGAGCCAUUCCUUCAGAGCUAUGGAGAAGAAUUCCAACCCUUUGUCGUAGGGGCAGUGACAAACAUCCAAACAGCUCUGGUUGAAGCAAACCUAGCAGCCAAGGUAAAAGUUGUGGUUCCAUGCAGUUCCGACGCUUACCUGUCAGAAUCUGGUCUACCAUCAAAAGGGCAUUUCAGGCCUGACCUCAACAAAACGAUGAUCCAGCUCUUAACAUUUCUCAGCAAGCAUCAUUCCCCUUUCUUUGCGAAUAUCCAACCUUUCUUGAGUCUCCACCAAAACAAGAACAUCUCCCUUGCUUCUGCGCUAUUUGAAGCAACUGCACAUCCUCUUAUUGACAGCCAUAAAACGUACAAGAACAGCUUUGAUAUUAGCUUUGAUACUCUUGUUGCGGCGUUGUCUCGAGUUGGAUUUCCUGACUUGGAUAUUGUCGUUGGGAAGAUCGGAUGGCCCACAGAUGGAGCCAUGAAUGCCACCUCUGCCAUUGCUCAGACCUUCAUGCAAAGCCUUGUGGACCAUCUUCAAAGCAAAGUGGGGACCCCGCUCAGACCCAGGAAGCCUCCAACGGAGACAUACAUCUUCAGCCUUCUAGAUGAAGAUCAAAGAAGCAUAACCAACGGGAAUUUUGAGAGGCACUGGGGUGUUUUCACUUUUGAUGGUCAGGCAAAGUACCACAUGAAUUUAGGCCAAGUCUCCAGAAACCUGGUCAAUGCGCACAAUGUUGAAUACCUUUCUGCCAAAUGGUGUGUUGUAGACAACAACAAAAACCUAUCGAAUGUAACUGCCAUUGCCCAAGAUGCAUGUUCUGUUGCCGACUGCACAGCACUAUCACCGGGAGGCUCUUGCUUCAAUAUCAGUUGGCCUGGGAAUGUAUCUUACAUAUUUAAUAGCUACUACCAGCAGCGUGACCAAAAGUCAGACAGCUGUGAUUUUGGUGGGAUGGGUUUGAUCACAACUGUUGACCCUUCAGUAGACAAUUGCAGGUUUGCCGUUCAGCUACAUACAGUUUCAGCUUCCCCAAGUAGGAGUGUGCUUGUUUGGUGGACAUUUCUCACUCUGUCCAUUUCCGUAUCUUUUCUUGGAUUUAUGCAUGGUUCCAUGUAGCUGACUUUAUUUAUGGGAUAAGGCUGAGUUAUUGUUGUUACGCAGUAUAAGCAAACUGGUUAUCAUUAUCUUCCAAUCCUUUGCAGUUAUUACAAAUUGGUUGAGAGAUUAAGUUGCAUGA